UAAUUUCCUUGCUGUUCGCCGGGUCGUUCCUCCUUUUCUCCUCAAGUCUGGCGCCGCAAAAGCCUCUCGCCUCGAAGGAUUUCUUCUCCUCUGCCUCGCCGUCCGGCCGCCGUCCGCGCGAAGGGAGACAAGGCGGCGACGAAGAGAGCCACCCCUCCUCAGAGGAUGGUCGCGCUCGCGCAGCCACCUUCCGCGGUCAAGGGACCCAAAGGAGAGGCGGAGAGGAAACAGAGCGACGCACAGGGAAGAGGAGGAAACGGCGGCGGCGGUGCAGGUGGCGGGGGUGGAGGUAGAGGGAAGAAGCGGAAGAACAAGGAGGUUUUCAUCUACGGAAACUACAGGAACUACUACGGCUACCGAAUUGAUCGUAACGUUGGUGAAGAUCCCCGCCUUGAGAUAUUCAAGAAGGAGUGGUUUGCAGGCAAGGAUUGUCUCGAUAUUGGAUGCAACCAAGGUUUGGUCACAAUCGGUCUAGCGAUGAAGUUUGUGUGCCGAAGCAUCCUUGGAGUUGACAUCGAUAAAGGUUUGAUUGAAACUGCUAACUGGAAUUUAAGAAGGAUAUCUCGAACAGGCAACGUGGCUCCGGAAAGUGCCAAGGUUCAUAACUCGUCAGACUCCACAACUCAGAGCUGUCGAGAAGAAGUGGUAUCUGAGAUGCCAAAUGGAAAUAUUUCUAAACACGAACAACCUGAUCUUUUUGAAAUUGUCUCUUUUCGGUCUGAAAAUUUUGUCCAGAGCACACACAGAUAUACAGAACAGUAUGACACCAUCAUGUGUUUGAGCGUGACAAAAUGGAUCCACCUGAACUGGGGUGAUGAUGGCAUAAUCACUUUGUUUGUGAAGAUAUGGAGUCUUCUAAGACCGGGAGGGAUUUUUAUCAUGGAGCCUCAACCUUGGACCUCGUAUAGGAAAAACAGAUUAGUGUCGGAGGUUGCCAAAGAAAACUUCAAUGAUAUCUGUAUAUAUCCUGAGAAAUUCCGGGAGAUACUUCUGGACAAGGUAGGAUUCAGGUCAGUAGAGGUGAUUACCAACAGAUUGGUUGGUUCUGUCGCUGGUUUUGAUCGCCCAAUUGAAGUUUACCACAAAUGAUGGAAUGAGAUUGGCACUUGCCUCUUACCCAGAGGCUCAUGUGAUGCUUCGGGUGCGUAAGUUUGGUGCUGCGGGAUUUGUCGAGCUUCACCGGUGCUUUCUUUGGUACAAAUAUUGUUGAGGAUAUAGACCUGGGAGUCACCCGCCAGGAGGGCCGGAUUACACUAAGGGUCAUUGCCAGAAACCCGGAGCUAAGUUCCAAGAUAAUGGGCCAGAGAUGGGCUGAGACCCGGAUAUGGCUUAAAGCUCGUAGUACAAUCUUUAUUGUUAUAGUAGAACUUGUAGUAUAAGGCAAGUAUUGUUUAGAGUCCGAGCCGGACACUCUUAUGAGCCGGCCGGGACUCUAAGGGCCGCCGGGUCGUCCUCUUGUGGUGUACAUAUUUAUCUCAGACAUAUAUAUAUUAUGAUAAGCAAUAAAGCAGGACCUCUGUCCUUUUUUCUCCUCCAAA
Messenger RNA from Triticum aestivum (bread wheat), 1538 nucleotides. Its product is annotated as probable RNA methyltransferase At5g51130. The transcript is spliced from 8 exons. The record is from RefSeq and is a predicted model, not a curated record. Gene Ontology annotation, molecular function: O-methyltransferase activity; RNA methyltransferase activity; snRNA binding. The coding region runs from base 166 to 1089 and encodes 307 amino acids. NCBI's taxonomy places the organism in Eukaryota, Viridiplantae, Streptophyta, Magnoliopsida, Poales, Poaceae. Gene Ontology annotation, biological process: snRNA modification.